Molecule: messenger RNA, 1970 nt
Organism: Sapajus apella (tufted capuchin)
Lineage: Eukaryota; Metazoa; Chordata; Mammalia; Primates; Cebidae
Gene: RIBC1
Product: RIB43A domain with coiled-coils 1
Exons: 8
Coding region: 712-1851 (379 amino acids)
Source: RefSeq, a predicted model, not a curated record
UGCGUUUCUGAGGCGCGAGCUGACAAUGUGUGUGGUGGCCGCGCCCCCUUUCUUGUUGCAUGGCAACAACAAACAAUUGUACUGCGGAAGGAGUCCCCAAAGGAGUUGGUGCUGGGCGGAGUCAGAGCAGCUCUUGAGGUUCAGGGAGGCGGGGAAGACCUGGUCCCACGCUUGCUGAGACAGAAGUCACAGCAGGAUUAUGCCCCUCAGGGCAAGAGGAAGGUGGGAGCUCGGCUGUGGCUUUAGCCUGGCCCAGACUUCAAGGCUGGGUCAAGGACAGAGUCGGGAGUUGGAAGGACCCUGGGGGAAAAAGAGGGCUGGACGGGAAGGAGGGGCCAACGGAGGAUUCAGUGUUAAAUGAGCUCAGGCUUUGCUAAUGGUGGGGUGGGAUUGGAGGCGGGACGGGAUGCGAAGGUGGAUGGGGUGUGAAUAGGGCUGGGGCUACUCCCAGGCAACAGGGAUACAGGAUGGGGAAGGCUAUGGCCUGAGAUACUACCCUUAUCCCCUGCCUCCCUGCGGUUCUACCAAGCAGAGUUCAGAAACUGCCGCCGUAACCCAAGAACAAAGUUGCAUGCAGAGCCAACCUAGGAGCUUCAAAAUCGGGAUUCCUUACUGAGAAAGGCCAGGGCCUUAGCAAUCCAAGAAGCUUAAAAUGUCUGCUGAAUCUUCCCCUUCAGUGACCUUAUACUGUGGUGGCAGGUGGAACCGUUGAUGUAUAGCAUAAACCAGUCAACAGAUGCCAGGGAAGCAGCAGCCAUUGAGGCUAAAAGAAAUCGAGAAAAAGAGCGACAAAACCGAUUCUUCAAUGUGCGGCACCGAGUCAUGGGGGUGGAUGUCCAGGCCCUAAACAACCAGGUGGCAGAGCGAAAGCGUCGGGAAGCAGCAGAAAAAAGCAAGGAGGCAGCCUAUGGUACCAGCCAGGUGCAGUAUGAUGUGGUAGUCCAGAUGUUAGAGAAGGAAGAGGCAGAACGAACACGUCGGCUGGCCAAGAAGGUCCAGGAUUUUCGGGAGCAGAAGCAGCAGCUCAAGAACGGGCGUGAAUUUAGUCUUUGGGAUCCAGACCAAGUCUGGAAGGGGCUUCCGACCUAUCUUAGUUACAAUAAUACCUAUCAUGGUCCAUCCGGCCUGCAGUACUUCUCUGGGGAAGACCUAGACAGGGUCACACACCUGAGAAUGCAGCAGAGGCAGUUCAGGUACGACUUGGAAAGGCAGCAGCAGGAGCAACAGCAAGCCAAGGUUGAUGAGAAUUAUGCAGAUGCGCUCAGUGACCAGCUGCGCCUCGCCAUGGACGCACAGGCCACCCAUCUGGCCAGGCUGGAGGAGUCCUGUCGCGUGGCCAUGAUGUGUGCCAUGGCCAACGCCAACAAAGCGCAGGCAGCUGCACAGUCUGGGCGUCAGCGCUGUGAGCGUCAGCGUGAACAGAAGGCCAAUCUUGCGGAGAUCAAGAACCAGAGCACGAGUGACCUACUGACUGAGAACCCCCAGGUCGCCCAACACCGUACAGCUCCCCACCGGGUCCUGCCCUAUUGCUGGAAGGGCAUGACUCCAGAGCAGCGAGCUGCCAUCAGGAAAGAGCAGGAAGUACAACGCUUUGAGAAGGAAGCACAAUGUCAGGCUGAAAAAGCAUUGGAUACUGAAUGGAAAAGCCAGACCAUGAGCUCGGCCCAGGCAAUGCUGGAGCUAGAAGAGCAGGAGAGGGAAUUGUGUGCUCAGUUUCAGAGGGGUCUAGGCUCCUUCAACCAGCAGCUGGCUCAGGAGCAAAAAGCCCAGCAGGAUUACCUGAACUCAGUAAUCUACACCAAUCAACCUACAGCCCAGUAUCACCAACAGUUUAACACCAGCAGCCGCUAAGUUCAGGAUGUUUAUCUCUCCCUUUUCGUCCAUCAAGCUCACAAGUGGUCAGGAGUCAAAGAGAAAAAUGCUGCAUACUCCCACCUUCUAACCUAGGUAAUAAACUUCUUCACUCAAAA